CGCGCAUGCGCGGUUAGAAGGAAACGGCUGAGGUUCAUUUCAUGCUAUGUGUGGUCGACUUCGUACCGAUCAGAGUGAGAGAGCGAGGGACAGAGAGUAAGGAAAAGGGAGUUUAGGAUUCACGCUUUGGGUCAGCCAACUGAACGUAUUGCUUAAACUGCAAGAGGAGAACACGAAACGUCUGUAAUGACAGCAGAGUCAAGUGAAUUAAGUGAAUAAACACAAGCGGCAUUGCGCAGCUGAUAGCAAGAGAGGCAGAUAGAUCCGAGAAGAGAAGAGAGGAAAAAGAGAUAUCCAGUCGGACUAACUAGUUGGGUUGCCCCGAAAGCGUGGACAAGGCUGUAAACCAGAUAAAACAUGGCGGAUGCUGACCUGGACUUCACAACAGGCGAUGCUGGUGCCUCUGCUACCUACCCCAUGCAAUGCUCUGCCCUGCGCAAAAAUGGUUUUGUGGUGCUAAAAGGUCGACCAUGCAAGAUUGUGGAAAUGUCCACAUCUAAGACUGGCAAACAUGGACACGCCAAGGUUCACAUGGUGGGCAUUGACAUCUUCUCUGGCAAAAAGUAUGAGGAUAUCUGUCCCUCAACCCACAAUAUGGAUGUCCCUAACAUCAAAAGAAUGGACUACCAGCUUAUUGGCAUACAGGAUGGCUACCUGUCUCUGCUCCAGGACAGCGGUGAGGUCAGAGAAGACCUAAAAAUGCCAGAAGGAGACCUGGGCAAAGAAAUAGAAAGCAAGUUUGAUGCCGGUGAGGAAAUCCUGAUCACUGUCCUGUCUGCUAUGAAUGAGGAGGCUGCAGUAGCCAUCAAAGCCAUGGCUAAAUAAAACACAGCAGGGGAUGACAAGAUGCAUUGGACCUGGAUAUGAGAGAAUUAGACCUCAGCAAUGCUAUUCUCCCUCCUUUUUUCCGUUCUCAUUCUUUAUUUCUCUCUCUCUCUCUCUCUUUCUUUUUUCUUUAUUAACCCAUGUUUGAGUUCAAAACUAGAAAAUAAAUUUAAUAAUCAAAAUGUUCCAAACAAAAUAACAUUUUUCAGAAACAAAAGGUACAUAAGAAAUAAAUAACAGAAAUGGACAUUAUGAACAGUGGACAGAAGUACCAUAGUGAUGGACGGCUGGGGUGGGAAAAGGUUUUAUUUGUAUUUAUUUAUUUAUUUUUGGGGAGGGGAGGGCACCUCAUAACUGUCCAUGAGUGUGUCUGUUUUAAUUUUAAGAUAACUAGACACCCCUCAUAUGUUAUUUGUUUGCCAAUUUAAAUCACAAUGGUAAAUAGCUAUAAGAGGUCUGUUAUGUGGUUAAUUUUAUUUAUGAGCAAUUAUAGUGCAGAGGGAGGAAAAAAAAAAAAAAAAAAAAAAAACUCAAGUGCAGAAUCUCCUGUAAAGGACAGAUACAAAGGCAAUGACAUGAGUAAUAGGAUGCAGUUUUGUGUCUUCACUACAGGACCAAGUGCUCUGCUUAACUUCCCUUUUAUCUUUCAGUAGCUUAAAGCAAAAGACCCUUGGGCAGGGGGUGACAAUAUCACACAACUUGGUGUAAGGAUGAUGCAGUAAGACUUUGGAUCACUUUUUGCUCCUCCCCCUCUCUCCCCACACGCCUUCUCCCCUGAUGAGACUGAUAACACAGGGGAUGCCAGCAUUACCAUUUUAUCAAAAUUUCCCAAGUUUUGGCUGUUUGAGUAUGCUCUGAAGUGUAAGGAGGUUCCAUUAGCCUUAUCUUUCGUUGAAAUAAACAGACACAUACUUCUGCCUAUAAUAUACUCAGUCUUGACCUGUAGUGCUUUGCUUAAUGCUUGCUGUUCAUGUUUGAAGGACAAACGAGAAAGUACCCCAACUCCUGUCUUUUAAGUUUGAGGUUUGAUGAAAUUUUGAAAAAAUGGUACUUCUCCCCUUUAAAAUCAGUUGUAUCCUAUGCAGGUCUGAAUUGACAGUCAUGCACAUUACCCUUGACUUGACUACAGUAAGUUAAGUUUUUGUUUGUUCCAAUACUGUUAUUAAGACAAAAAUAAAUACAAAUUUGUUUUCUAACAAGACAACCCAACCAAUAUUAAAAAGAGCACAUAUAAAUCA
Molecule: messenger RNA, 2063 nt
Organism: Onychostoma macrolepis
Lineage: Eukaryota; Metazoa; Chordata; Actinopteri; Cypriniformes; Cyprinidae
Product: eukaryotic translation initiation factor 5A-1
Exons: 6
Coding region: 358-825 (155 amino acids)
Biological process (GO): positive regulation of translational termination; positive regulation of translational elongation
Molecular function (GO): RNA binding; ribosome binding; translation elongation factor activity
Source: RefSeq, a predicted model, not a curated record